AUGUCCAGUACUGCCCGAAACACCCCGGUACUGUCCGGUACUACCCGAAACAGCCCCGGUACUGUUCAGUACUACCCGAAACAGCCCGCUAAUGUCCAGUACUACCCGAAACAGUCCGAUACUGUUCAGUACUACCCGAAACAGCCAGGUAAUGUCCAGUACUACCCGAAACACCUCGGUACUGUCCAGUACUACCCGAAACGCCCCGGUACUGUUCAGUACUACCCGAAACAUCCCGGUACUGUCCAGUACUACCCGAAACGCCCCGGUACUGUUCAGUACUACCCGAAACAGCCCGGUACUGUACAGUACUACCCGAAACAGCCCGGUACUGUUCAGUACUACCCGAAACAGACAGGUAAUGUCCAGUACUACCCGAAACAGCCCGGUACUGUCCAGUACUACCCGAAACAGCCCGGUACUGUUCAGUACUACCCGAAACAUCCCGGUACUGUCCAGUACUACCCGAAACGCCCCGGUACUGUUCAGUACUACCCGAAACAGCCCGGUACUGUACAGUACUACCCGAAACAGCCCGGUACUGUUCAGUACUACCAAAAACAGACAGGUAAUGUCCAGUACUACCCGAAACAGCCCGGUACUGUCCAGUACUACCCGAAACAGCCCGGUACUGUUCAAUACUACCCGAAACAGCCCGAUACUGUUCAGUACUACCCGAAACAGCCAGGUAAUGUCCAGUACUACCCGAAACAGCCCGGUACUGUCCAGUACUACCCGAAACAGUCCGGUACUGUCCAGUACUAG
Molecule: messenger RNA, 765 nt
Organism: Ylistrum balloti
Lineage: Eukaryota; Metazoa; Mollusca; Bivalvia; Pectinida; Pectinidae
Product: calcium-binding protein P-like
Exons: 1
Coding region: 1-765 (254 amino acids)
Source: RefSeq, a predicted model, not a curated record